Molecule: messenger RNA, 747 nt
Organism: Elgaria multicarinata webbii
Lineage: Eukaryota; Metazoa; Chordata; Lepidosauria; Squamata; Anguidae
Product: gilatoxin-like
Exons: 5
Coding region: 1-747 (248 amino acids)
Biological process (GO): proteolysis
Molecular function (GO): serine-type endopeptidase activity
Source: RefSeq, a predicted model, not a curated record
AUGGAACCUUCCAAACUACUGGCUGUCUUUCUGUUGCUGCUGCCAUCUUUUGUGUCAGCACACCGUAAGCGGAUCAUUGGAGGUGUGGAAUGCAGGGAGGAUGAACAUCCAUGGCUUGUGAUGCUCUAUGACUCUAACGGCCUGAUCUGCUCUGGAAUAUUGAUCGAUAAUAACUGGGUGCUCAGUGCUGCUCAUUGCUACAACAGAGGCCCAAUGCGUAUGAAGCUUGGAACGCACAACAAAUAUGUGCAAAAAUUUCAUGAAGAGCAGAGAGUCAGUGUGGCCGCCCAUUGCUACCCUGACGCACCCCACACCACCAGGAACAGCUGUGAACGCUACAUCGGUGAUAUCAUGAUGCUCAAAUUGAACAAACCUGUGAGGUACAACAAGUUCAUCGCCCCUCUCCGCCUGCCCACCACCUCUGCCUCCGUGGGAGCAAAAUGCAGAGUCAUGGGUUGGGGCUCAACCACAGCUCCUUCACAGACUUAUCCUGCAAUUACUCGAUGUGUUGAUGUCUUCAUACAAGAGAAACGCUCGUGCGCUAGGUCUGUUGGAUUGCGGAAAAAGAAUCCCAACAUAUUAUGUGCAGGACAUCUGAACGGAUGCCAAGGAUGCUGGGGUGAUUCUGGUGGACCCCUUAUCUGUGAUGGAAAACUCCAGGGGAUUGUAUCUUAUGGUAAGCCGCUUGGGCUUGCCGCCUAUACCAAGGUCGACAGCUAUCUCAACUGGAUCCGUGGUUUUUAUUGA